Molecule: messenger RNA, 291 nt
Organism: Caenorhabditis remanei
Lineage: Eukaryota; Metazoa; Nematoda; Chromadorea; Rhabditida; Rhabditidae
Exons: 3
Coding region: 1-291 (96 amino acids)
Source: RefSeq, a predicted model, not a curated record
AUGAAACUCACGCUUGUCUUCCUCGCCGUCAUUUUUGCCAUCAUCACCGUCCAUGAAGGCGAGAGUUUUCCGUAUCAGAAUCAUCAGUUGAGAAAUGAGCCAAGCUCAACCAUACCGCCAACAACUGAAGUCAUCUCCACCAUGACCACCGCCGACAUUCCAACCACCACCAGCGAUCAGGAGAAUGUCGAUAAAUGGGUUAAGGCUCUCUGCAUCUAUUCGCUCAUUUUGGUCAUCGCUGCCUUCAUCAUUCUCCUCAAAUCAAUGACAGUAAGUGGAAGAAGAAGAUAG